Molecule: messenger RNA, 4576 nt
Organism: Pollicipes pollicipes
Lineage: Eukaryota; Metazoa; Arthropoda; Thecostraca; Pollicipedomorpha; Pollicipedidae
Product: Ca(2+)/calmodulin-responsive adenylate cyclase
Exons: 24
Coding region: 224-4576 (1450 amino acids)
Biological process (GO): intracellular signal transduction; adenylate cyclase-activating G protein-coupled receptor signaling pathway; cAMP biosynthetic process
Cellular component (GO): plasma membrane
Molecular function (GO): adenylate cyclase activity
Source: RefSeq, a predicted model, not a curated record
UGGAGCGUCGGGUGGUGUGUGGUGUGCCGGUGGCUGGGCGGAAAUGUGAUACGCGUUAGGGCAUCGCUACCAGGAAUGAUUUGAACUAGUGGCUGAUGUGUGGAUCCCAGCAAGCUACCUGUGCCACCGGAAGUAAAAGCAACCCUUGGCGGCUGGUGGCUAGAGAGCGUCCUAGUUUUCGCCUUGUGCCCGUGCUGCGAUGGUGUAGCCGCCCGUCGCCGCCAUGGACCACAGUGUGAAGGCGAUGAGCUCGCACCGCAAGGCGGCGUUCGCGCGGCUCCUCAACCGGCACCGCUUCGAGAACGACGAGCUGGAGACGCUCUACCAGCGUUACAUCGUCAAGCUGCAGCGCUCCAGCAUCGGCGGCGCGCUGCUGCUGUACGUGCUGCUGUGCACCAGUCUGGGCGCGCUGGCGCUGGGCCACGGCGCGCCGGCCUCGGCGCCGCUCGUCUACUACCUGCUGAUGGCCGCGCUGCUGGUCGGCCUGCUGGUCUACAGCGGCACGCGCUGGAUGCGCGACCAGCACCUGCUGGGCCUCUGCUACCUGCUGCUGGCCUGCAGCGUGCUGUUCUGCGUGGUGUCGCUGCCGGUGGGCUUCGGCGCGCCGCAGGGGCGCUGGACACACGCCGACGGCGUCUGGCACAUCGCCUUCACGCUGUUCCUGCUGUACGCCAUGCUGCCUAUCCGCGUGUGGGUGACGUGCUGCGUGGGCGUGCUGCUGCCGGCCGCGCACGUCGCCGUCAGCCUGCUCUGCGUCACCGAGCUGCCGGCACUGCGCUGGCAGCAGGUCACGGCCAACAUCCUGGUGUUCAGCUGCGUCAACUUGAUGGGCCUGUUCAUGCACAACCUGAUGGAGCAGGCGCAGCGACGAGUGUUCCUGGACACGCGCAACUGCAUCGCGGCGCGACUCGAGAUGGAGGACGAGAACGAGAAGCUGGAGCGGCUUCUGCUGUCCGUGCUCCCCGAGCACGUGGCGAUGGAGAUGAAGGAGGACAUCGUGUCGCCGGUGGAGCGGCAGUUCCACAAGAUCUACAUCCAGCGGCACGAGAACGUCAGUAUCCUGUUCGCCGACAUCGUGGGCUUCACCGUGCUGGCAUCGCAGUGUUCGGCCCAAGAGCUCGUGCGGCUUCUCAACGAGCUGUUCGGCCGCUUCGACCAGCUGGCCAACGACAACCACUGCAUGCGCAUCAAGAUUCUGGGCGACUGCUACUACUGCGUGUCCGGCCUGCCGGAGCCCCGCUCCGACCACGGCCGCUGCUGCGUCGAGAUGGGCCUCGACAUGAUCGACGCCAUCGCGUCGGUGGUGGACGCCACGGACGUGCAGCUGAACAUGCGGGUCGGCAUCCACUCGGGCCGCGUGCUCUGUGGCGUCCUCGGCCUGCGCAAGUGGCAGUACGACGUCUGGUCCAACGAUGUCACGCUGGCCAACAACAUGGAGGCCGGAGGCGAGCCCGGGCGGGUGCACAUCACGCAGGCGACGCUGGACGCGCUGCACGACGAGUACCAGGUGGAGCCGGCCGACGGACACCUGCGCAACCAGUACCUGCGCGACGCCGGCGCGCGCUCCUUCUUCAUCGUGCCGCCGCCGCGCCGGCGGAAGACGUUGCUGUUCAACACGCUACAGGUGCGCUCCGCCAUCGGCUCCACGCAGCGGCGCAAGCUCUCCUUCAAGAACGUCUCGAACGUGGUGGUGCAGCUGCUGCACUCCAUCAAGUACUCGGUGGAAGUGCCGUUUUCAAACAUGACGAUGCCGCCGACCGAUGCCAGUAAACAGAACAGCGUGCUCAAAAAGCACAAGAUGGCGGAGCGGUUCCGGAGGCCGUUCCAGAAGCGGCACUCGUCGCUGCCGCACCAGCCCACCAACCGGGUCAACAAGUACCUGGCGCAGGCGAUCGACGCACGCAGUGUCGACCGCGAGAAGUCCAACCACGUGAACGUGGUCAGCCUCUGCUUCCGCAAUAAGGAUAAGGAGCAGCAGUACAACUAUGAGCAAGACGUAGGCUUCAGCGCCUCGCUGGCCAUGUCGCUGCUGCUGCUGAUGUUCCUGGGCGGCGUGCAGGCGGUGGUGCUGCCGCGCACGCUCAUCUUGCUGCUGCUCUUCCUCACCGCCUUCGUCUGGAUCGCCGUCGUGCUCAUGUUGCUGCUGGCCGUCCGCCUCAGGGUCAUCGUGUGGGAUCUCAGCCGCAGCUUUCUGCUCCGCCUCGCCGUCACCGUCUUCUCCGUGGUGCUCAUCUACGCUGUGGCGCAGGUCAAUGUGUUCACGUGCCUGACGGAGUCGCUGGACGCGUGCUCGUCGCCGGAGCUGUGGGCGGUGGCGGACGUGACGCACCGCGCCUGUCCGCUGCCGCAGUACGUCGUGCUCAGCUGCGUCCUCAGCUAUCUGGCCGUCACCGUGUUCCUGCGCCUGCCCAUCCUCGUCAAGACGCUCGUGCUGUUCGCCAUGACGGUCGUCUACGUCAUGUACAUCUACCUGAGCCACGCGCCGCUCUUCCUCUGCUACGACCGCCGCAUGGGGUGGCCGGUACCGCUGCAGCUGCUCAGCGUGGUCCAGAUUGUGUUGUUCCUGCUGGCCGUCGUGAUCCACGGCCGCCAGAUGGAGUGGACGGCCCGGCUCGACUUCCUCUGGCAGUGUCAGGCGAUCGAGGAGAAGCAGGACAUGGAGGCGCUGCAGCACUCCAACAAGCGGAUCCUCUUCAAUCUGCUGCCGGCCCACGUCGCCACCCACUUCCUCGACAACCAGUUCAGGAACAAUAUGGAGCUGUACCACCAGAGCUACGCGCGCAUCGGCGUCAUGUUCGGCUCCAUCACCAACUUCCACGAGUUCUACUCGGAGCUGGACGGCAAUAACCAGGGCGUCGAGUGCCUCCGGCUGCUCAACGAGAUCAUCGCCGACUUCGACGAGCUGCUGGACGAGGACCGGUUCCGGACGGUCGACAAGAUCAAGACGAUCGGCUCGACGUACAUGGCGGCCGUGGGUCUGAUCCCCGACCAGAGGAUCCUGGACGACGACGCCAGCGCCCUCUACUACAUGUCGGUGCUGGCAGAGCUCGCCUUCGCCUUCCGCGAGCGGCUGCACAGCAUCAACGAGAACUCGUACAACAACUUCAUGCUGAGGAUAGGCAUGAACAUCGGCCCGGUGGUGGCCGGCGUAAUCGGCGCUCGGAAACCCCAGUACGACAUCUGGGGCAACACCGUCAACGUGGCCAGCCGCAUGGACUCGACCGGCCUGCCCAACCACAUCCAGGUGACGGAGGAGCUGUACCAGAUCCUGAGCCGCGGCCCGUACGAGUUCCAGUGUCGCGGCAAAGUGCGCGUCAAGGGCAAGGGCCAGAUGACCACGUACUUCCUCACCGACCGUAAACAGCUGACCACCAUGCGGAUCGACGAGCUCAGUCAGCCGCAGAACCGCGCCAUGGUGGCGGCGCAGCUGGGCGGCGCGGCGGCGGCCGUCUCGCCGCUGUACGGCGGCCCCGAUGACCUGCACCGGCUGCCCGAGCGCAGCGUCUACGCGCCGCCCUGGGCCCGACAGAGGUGGGCUGGAGGGACGGGCCGGGUGCCGGCGGCCGGGUGCCCACGGCUGGUCGGCGUCGUGAAGAAGUGUGUCGGCACGAGCCACCUGCGGCUGCAGCGGCCGCGCAGCGAGGAGAGUCUGCAGCCGCCGGCCAGCGCCGAGCUGUACGCGGCGCGCAUCGCCUCGUCGGCCGACGAGCUCAGCUCGCUCAACCGCUCGCCGUCCGUCUCAUCGUCGGACGAGAGCUACUCGCGCACUGACUUCUCGCGGACGGACGCCGAGUCGCCGUCGCCGCCGCCGCCGCGCGUGCCCUCAUUCACCGAGCAACUGCGCAUGCUGAGUCUGCCGGGCGGCGACGAGCCGCCGCCGGGCCUGGCCGAGCUCGGCCGGCUGGACGACCCCGAGGACGAGCCGGCGGACGAGGCGCCGCGGCCGGCCGAGGGCGGCGGCGACGCGGCGCGGACUGACAGUGAGGGUGACGUGCCCGACGAGCUGCCGGACAGCGCGCGCAGCUCCGACGGCGAGCCGCCCUGCAAGAAGCGCUCGCUGUCGCGCAACGAGGGUGCCGAAAUGGGCCGGCUGGUGGCGCGCGGCGGACCGUUGCCUCUGGAGGCGGCGCGUGCCGUCUCGGACAGCGGCGCCGGCCCGUCGGCGGCGGCCGCGCCGUCUCGGCCAGCGGCGCGUGCCGCCAAGAAGUCCCACCUGCCCCGCUUCGUCGGCUCCCGAGCGACGCCCAGCGGCAGGUACGGACACGUCAGCCUCGCGGAGCGGCCGGCAGAGGCGCCGGCUGCGGCCCGCUCGCCGACCGACGGCGCCAGCCCCGGCCCGGUCCUGCCCAGUCCCCGUAAAUCCCCGGUGAAGGCGCGUGCUAACCAGGCAACCGGUGGCGAGGCGUCCACGCAGGGCCGCUGUAACACCGACACGUACACGAAGGCGCCGCUGGAGGCGCUGCAGAUCCAGAUGGAGCUCUUUGAGGAGGAGGAGAAGCUGCUCAUGGCCGAGUCCGAGCGACAGGACCCGGCGCAGGUCAAAAUUCCGGUUACGCAUCUACACGUCGUGCCGUGA